UUUUUGAAAAACAAACAAAAAUUCGCUCUAGCCCAAAAAGAAAAGGAUUUUCUCUCUGCUAAACGCAACAAAUCGGCUUACAAAAAAUCUAUCACAAUGUUUAUGGAUAAGAUGGUGAAGAACGACUCUUUCGAGCCGGAUCUGCGAAAGGAGGGCACCUACAUUUGCCCUUUUCCCCGCCCACCGCCGCCUCCUAAUGCCUUCGACAAGUGGCACAGCCACCUCUCGCCGCACGAGCGUCUCUACUAUCAUCGGACUAUGAGCUCGGUGCGCUAUAGCAAACGCUUUCGCGCCAAUCCGAAUAUUCCAAAGGAUUCACUGGACUUUCAGCUCCAAGCUCGUUACGAUCACGGCCGUGAAACGUUCCCGGAGAAUAUUGACGUAGUGCUGCAACGUGAUACGUGUCCAGCAUUGACCAGCUGGGCAGCUCCGCAUGGACAGAAGGAGGUGGGCUCCAUUUCACGAGUGAACGUAUUUCGUGUGUUACGCAACACGCGCAUUGUGGCACACAAAAUGGAGGAUACUCUGGGCCAUCCAUUGGUCUUAGGUGGCAUUAAGGAAAAGAUACAUCCAUCGUCAGUCAAGCUCAUAUGCAGUGGCGUCCAUACACAGCUGGUUAAUAAUGGAUUCUCGCGACAAACCUCCGAUGGCAAUUUCUUCCGUUAUUAGAGAAAGAGAGUGAC
Messenger RNA from Drosophila navojoa, 683 nucleotides. RefSeq lists its product as uncharacterized. The record is from RefSeq and is a predicted model, not a curated record. NCBI's taxonomy places the organism in Eukaryota, Metazoa, Arthropoda, Insecta, Diptera, Drosophilidae.